Messenger RNA from Chelmon rostratus (copperband butterflyfish), 1707 nucleotides. RefSeq names its product glyoxylate reductase/hydroxypyruvate reductase a (gene grhpra). Gene Ontology annotation, cellular component: cytosol. The record is from RefSeq and is a predicted model, not a curated record. Gene Ontology annotation, molecular function: glyoxylate reductase (NADPH) activity; hydroxypyruvate reductase (NADH) activity; NAD binding. Bases 153 to 1139 code for a protein of 328 amino acids. The transcript is spliced from 9 exons. NCBI's taxonomy places the organism in Eukaryota, Metazoa, Chordata, Actinopteri, Chaetodontiformes, Chaetodontidae.
UAGUGUGUGAAGUGUAGCUCCUCCACAGCGAGUGGAGCAGGCACUGAAGGUUAAAACCGUGGAGGUGGAGUGUGCGGACGUCCAUCUUCCCCGCAAACUCAUACGGUCUUGUGUCCGAGGAGGACUUCAGUUCAUCUGGACGCUAAAGUAGGAUGCAGACAGUCGGUAAACUCAUGAAGGUUUUCUUGACGAGGCGCAUCCCGCCUGAGGGGAUGAAGAUCCUGUCAGCGGCUGGAGUGUGUGAGGUGUCCCUGUGGGACUCGGAUGAACCUGUACCUAGGGCAGAGCUUCUCAGAGGUGUGCAAGGGGCCCACGGGCUUCUGUGCCUGCUGUCGGACAAGAUCGAUGCUGAGGUUCUGGAUGCUGCAGGACCAAACCUGAAAGUAAUCAGCACUCUGUCUGUGGGAUUUGACCACUUGGCUCUGGAAGAAAUCAAGAAGCGUGGGAUACGUGUUGGAUACACGCCGGAUGUCCUGACUGAUGCCACAGCUGAACUGACUGUAGCCCUGCUGCUGGCCACCGCUCGCAGGCUACCGGAGGGAGUGGAGGAAGUAAAAAAUGGUGGCUGGAGCUCGUGGAAGCCUCUCUGGCUGUGUGGUUAUGGUCUGUCUGGCAGCACCGUAGGAAUCAUUGGACUGGGACGCAUUGGCAUGGCCAUAGCUCAGAGACUCAUGCCCUUUGGAGUGAAGAGGCUUCUCUACUCUGGGAGAACAGCCAAGGCCCACGCUGCCAAGGUGAACGGAGAGUUUGUUCCACUGGACACACUCGUGUCUGAGAGCGACUUCCUAGUUGUGUCCUGCUCCCUGACACCAGAAACCCAGGGGCUGUGCGACAAGGCCUUCUUCAGCAAGAUGAAAAACACAGCAGUCCUCGUCAACUCAAGCAGGGGAGCUGUGGUGAACCAGGAGGAUCUGUACGAGGCUUUGACCAGUGGACAGAUAGCUGCAGCUGGACUGGACGUCACAACACCUGAGCCACUCCCAACAAACCACCCCCUUCUUACACUUAAAAACUGUGUGGUGUUGCCACACAUCGGCAGUGCCACCUACUCCACAAGAGGCAUCAUGGCAGCUUUGUCUGCUAAAAACCUGCUGGGGGGUUUACAGGGCGCAGACAUGCCCAGUGAACUCACCUUCUAGUGCCUGAAACUGAGCCGCAGUGCCUACAGUGCUGCCUCCUCUGGUGCUGCAGGGAUGACAGAUAGCAGUAAGGUACUGGCCUCACUGUGGUCUCCAAUGUGAGAUCAAAGUUGAUCAAAGGGUGAGAAGAAUAAUGAGAAUACUAAUGUAGCGCAGAUAGUUUUCAUGAACUUGUCAAAGUUAAUGCCAAAAUGUGCAUUUUUGAGGAAGGAAAUGCUCAGUGUAAGGUUUAGAAAUUUCAGACACGUAUUCAAGUUCUUGAAAAUGUGGCUAAUGAAUUAACUAGUUGAACUCCCUAACCUCAGCUCUUGUCAAAACACACUAUACAUGUCUGUCUUCUGUAGAGAGCUGCAGUUAAACUGAAGAACUUUCUCCUUCAAAACAGAAUCAGUGGUUGUUAUCGCUCUCAUUCUUAAUGUUUGUUAUUAAGAGUACCUUUACACUUCUGGUUCUGCACUUUACUCUGAUGUUAAUGCUCCAUGUCUACAGGACAGCACAGCACUCCAGUUUUGUGUGAAAUGAAGAAUAAAAACCGAUGGCUUUGUUCAAAUGUAAUGCUUUGUGUGUG